Messenger RNA from Alosa sapidissima (American shad), 972 nucleotides. RefSeq lists its product as uncharacterized. NCBI's taxonomy places the organism in Eukaryota, Metazoa, Chordata, Actinopteri, Clupeiformes, Clupeidae. Gene Ontology annotation, cellular component: cytoplasm. The transcript has 8 exons. Gene Ontology annotation, molecular function: enzyme inhibitor activity; phosphatase regulator activity. The record is from RefSeq and is a predicted model, not a curated record. The coding region runs from base 61 to 972 and encodes 303 amino acids.
CGAGAGCUCACUCCUUCAGUGAUAGUGCUAGGCAGCCUCUUGUAAACUCAUACGUGGACCAUGCAAGCUUGCUUACCGAGGUCAUAUCUGGCUCCAGUCAGGGAUGAUGAGGCUGAAUCUCAAAGAAAGGCAAAGUCUCGCCAUGCAAGGCAGACUCGAAGAUCAACCCAGGGAGUUACACUAGCAGAGUUAAAAGAGGCCAAGAAGACCCUGGACACUCAGAGUGAUGUGAGCAGCAGGUACCUCGGUGGAGUGCACCUGCAGACGGGAGAUGACCGACUCCCUCUGCCCAUCUUACCGCAGCUGACCGAGUGUGAUGCCAGCAGCUCCCAGUGGAGCACAGACUUAGAUGAGCUGGGAAAUCGGAGGGCUCGUGUGUGUUUGGAGACUGAGUAUUCUACAGCUUCCCAUCAUGCAUCAGACACAGACAACACUGCUUCAGGCAAUAAGUACUUUACAGCAGCAUUAUCAGGUAUUGAUUGGAGAGAUGAGAAUGAAAACCCUAUGGGUACCCUUGACCUUCUCAAUGCUGCUCAGGAGAAGACAGACAACUUCACAACAGCUCAGGCCUGUUACCAGAUUGCAAAGUCCACCGGUGUGCAACUUGCUGCAGGAGCUGCGGCCUUGCCCAACCCGAGUGCAGCUGCAGGGAUGGAGAUAAGGUUCUGUUCUUCUAUGGCCCAAGUGAGAGCGAGCGGAGUGGAGUGGAGUGGAGUGGAGACCGGAGCCGACCUUGGCCACACUCUCCCCGUGAUGCGAAUGUUCCAUGUGGAAAAUCAUAAAGGAACAACAGUCCACUCGGCCCACGCCCUCCGUACGGCUCCAAAGAGCUCUGGCAAGCCAGCCGAGCUGCACGGCUUCAAACAAGAGGAACAUCAGAAGCAGAUAGGGAAGGAGCCACAGAUUGCUGGAUCAGUCUUGACUGCCGCUGUGUCAGGAGCAGCCAGUCGUGAGUGCCGGCAACUCCUCUAA